GUUUAAGUAAAGUGUGAUAAUAAGAUAUUAAUUAAAAAAGUAAAAACAAAAAAAAAAAACAAAAAAAAACGUGGAAAUAUUUAUGAACAGCAUUAUAAUCGAUAUCAUUAAGUACAGAUAAAAACUGACAGAUAAGUCAGAUAUUUUUGCUUUUUUUUUCAUUUCUUUUUUUUUAAGGCAAACUUAGUUGAAAUGCAGAAAUGCACUAAUUCAGCUGCUUAACUAACAUGCACACUCAUAUGUAUGUGUGUAGAAAUAAAUAAAUAAAUAAAUAGUGAUGGAUAGUGAGAGAGAAAAGUACUAUAAGUGCUUUAGUGAUGGCGAUUAAAAUGAAUUUUCUUGCCGUUGAGUGAUCAUUAAUUAACCAUAAAAUCGGUUUGCAUUACUUGAACUAACAGUUUUAAUUUAAUAACAGCAGCAGCAGCAGCAGCAGCAACAACAACAACAACAAUAAGAAAUAUGUAUUAAAAAUUUUGAAUAAAGAGAUUAUUAUAAAUAAUGUUAACACCAACAACAAGUGCAAUACACUCUAAAACGGAACAUAGAAACAAUGAAAAAGAAAGGAUUUGCAAAUAACACAAGGACAGUGCUCUAGAUAAUCAAAGGUCAAGAAUAAGAAAGAGUGUCGAAGAAGAUAAUCAUUUAACAAAUAUGUCGUUUAACAAAUCAUUACCUUGACUAUUAAGAAAAACUAUUGUGCGUUCGCUUGCGGUAAACAGGAAAAACAAUUAUGUUUGAACAAUAAAGUAUAAAAGUUGUCAACAUUGCUAUUAUAUGCGAAAAUUUACGAUCUAGUUUUCAAUUCGAAACAUAUAAGCGGAAAAUGUGAGUUCUAAAUAACACAAAAGUACAAGCGAACCUGCGAGGUAGCAAAGAAAAAUCAACUGCUGCGCAGAGAUCUUUGAAUAAACAUCUGCGGAGAUAGAAGAAGAAUAGUAUAGAGAAGCAAUUAUCCACAUUUUAUAACAAAACUUUGGAGAUGAACAAUGUAAAACAAAUGGAAAGUAAACAAUAAAUAAGAGAAGAGAAAAAAAGUAUAUACACACACACACACACACACACACACACCAGUAGAAACAGAGAUAGAAAAAGCGACGGUAUUUUGCCAUUUUCGAAUGUUUAUUGGUUGUUGUUUUAUUAAGCACAACAUCUUCUGGUAAAAGAGUUUUUCAUUUCACAUAUUCUUGGCGCUAAAGCGCGCGAUCAUACAACAACAUGUCGUCGUCGUCGUCGUUACGUUAAUAGAUCAUUCCGUGGUAGUUGGAGAACAAUUUACGCGAUAUUAGGCGAUUGUGUAUCAGUUUCAAUGCAAUUUAAUAAUAUGUUAAGCAAUUAAUGGAACCGAGGAAUAAUUCUCCCUAAUCAGCAUAUAUUGUAAAUACGGACAAAAGCAGCUGAUUUGAAUCUGGAUGAGAAACAGUUUAUAAUUUAUCAAAGUGCAUGUACUUGUGUGGCCCAUUUUACUUGCAAGUUCACUGUAAUUAAUAAAUAACGUUUCUACGUGACCUUUAAACGCAUAUCUAGAGUAAUCGGAAUACUUUUUCAAUAAAGUCCGACGCAAUUCGAAUCGUUAAGACUGCGUUGGCUAGUGUGACAUUUAGCCGACGAUUAUUUUACGUAAACCGAACUCAUCAUGGAUCCCGACUGUUUUGCAAUGUCAUCAUAUCAAUUUGUCAACUCGUUGGCUUCAUGUUACCCGCAGCAAAUGAAUUCACAGCAAAAUCAUCCUAGUGCUAAUGCGAAUACGCCUUCCAGUAAUGGGCCUCCCGCCGCAGGGAGUGCGGGUAGUGCCAAUUCGGGUGCUGCUACGCCCGGCAAUGAUUAUUUCCCCGUAGCAGCCGCGUACACUCCUAAUUUAUAUCCAAAUACACCUCAGUCUCAUUAUGCUAAUCAAGCGGCUUAUAGUUUAGGAGCUGGUGGCGGAGGUAAUACUCAAACGAAUCCCGCAGAUAUGGUCGAUUAUACGCAAUUGCAGCCGCAAAGGCUGUUAAUGCAGCAACAGCAACAACAACACGCUCAUGCAUCAGCAGCGGCGCAACAUGUCGCCAACCAGCAACAGCAGCAGCAGCAGCAACAACAACAUCAGUAGCAGCAACAACAAAUGUUUAAACAGCAACAGCAACAGCAUCCGCAGCAGCCAUCAAAUAUUAGUUGUAAAUAUGCGAACGAUCCUUCAGCACCUACCGGCAAUAAUACUAGUUCAAAUAGCAACAACAACAACAAUACCAAUCAACAGUCGCUAGCCAGUCCACAAGAUUUAUCAACACGUGAUAUAUCACCAAAAUUAUCGCCGUCAUCGGUGGUAGAGAGUGUAGCGCGUUCUUUAAACAAAGGUGUACUCGGUGUAAACCUGAACAACAACACGCAUAGUAAUAAUGUGAAUGUAAAUGUGCCCCUUCACAGUCCCGGCGACGGUGAGACCGACUCUGAAUCGGAUAGUGGCAAUGAAGCGGGCAGCAGUCAAAACAGCGGCAACAAGAAAAAUCCUCCACAGAUAUAUCCCUGGAUGAAGCGGGUACAUCUCGGUCAAAGUACUGUAAAUGCGAACGGUGAAACCAAACGACAACGAACCUCAUAUACCCGCUAUCAAACCUUGGAGUUGGAAAAGGAAUUCCAUUUCAAUCGUUACCUGACCCGCCGAAGACGUAUCGAAAUCGCUCAUGCGUUAUGCCUGACAGAACGUCAAAUAAAAAUUUGGUUCCAAAAUCGGCGCAUGAAAUGGAAGAAGGAGCAUAAAAUGGCAUCUAUGAAUAUCGUGCCCUAUCAUAUGGGUCCCUACGGUCAUCCCUAUCAUCAAUUUGAUAUUCAUCCGUCGCAAUUUGCUCAUUUGAGCGCAUAGGACGCGUGGCACUUUUCGGGUACUGGUUAGAGACUCAAUCAGUUGUAUCAGGAACCAUAUCAAGCGGCGGCAGCAGCAAGUGUAGCCGGCGGUUAUCAGACACAAAAUUCGCAAGAUUUAACUAGCGGCAGCGGCGGUAGUGGUGCUGGUGGUGGUGCUGGUGGCGGUGGUGGUGGUGGUGGUGGUGGUGUUAAUCCUCUAUUCGCUACUGGGGCAGCAGCAGCGACCACAUCGAAUGCCGAUUGCGUUAAAUAUCCGCAAGAGUUCUGAUCUCAAGUUAUCAUUGGUCCUCAACAAAGGCUGUCAUACUCUGCGGACAGUGAGAAUGAAUAUCGUUAUCGCUGCAAGCAGGAGCACGAUUUACACGGUGGAGAUCUAACAUGUCUGACGACGGCCGAUCCACAAGGCUUAGAGUUACGUGACGAUAAUGAGAUCGGCUGCAACUUGUACUGCUGCUAAAGGUGCAAAAAGAAAAACAACAACAAAAACAAAAAACAACAACAACAACAACAAAAAAAAUUUGCAAAAAUUUUCUGUCUUCUAAGCUAAGAUAACAACAAUUUUUGCUUAGCCGCUGUUGAUAGCUAAUCUUAUUAGAAAACGUUUUCUAACAUGAAACAUAAGAUGUUCCGAGUACAACUGAUAUGAGGUUAAGAAAAGAAAAAAAAAAAAAACGAGCCUUACUUUUUACAACCCAACAACAACAACAACCUGUCAUUAGAAACAUCAACAAAGCUUCGAAAGUAAGCCAAAGGUUUUUAGUGAUCACUUAUAGUAUCAGCUCGUUUUUGUUGGCCUAUAAUACUGGCAUUGACAGUUAGUUGCAAGAGUUUUUGAAAUCAAAAAUUUGGAAAACUGUUCGCAAACAACAUAUGUUCAAAUUUUUUUUCAAUUUUUUGUUUGCCAUUUCUCAUCAAUAGAAGCCGGUAUUGUAAGCCAACAUUUUUCUCUCUAAGCAGUAUUCGAAAAGCCUUUAGUUAUUAAGUUAACACUAUUAGCAUAAUUUUUAAUUUAUUGUAUUGUGUUUUUUUUCUAUCAACGCUCCCUUCCUGCUUAGGUAGGCGUGUUUUUUCUCAUUCAUUUGUUUCAACUUCUGUUUAAACAACUGUUACUUAUUAUUAUUAUU
Glossina fuscipes is the source of this 3965-nucleotide messenger RNA. It is a transcript of the gene Scr, whose product is annotated as homeotic protein Sex combs reduced. The transcript has 3 exons. Gene Ontology annotation, biological process: regulation of transcription by RNA polymerase II; anterior/posterior pattern specification. Gene Ontology annotation, molecular function: RNA polymerase II cis-regulatory region sequence-specific DNA binding; DNA-binding transcription factor activity, RNA polymerase II-specific. Lineage: Eukaryota; Metazoa; Arthropoda; Insecta; Diptera; Glossinidae. The record is from RefSeq and is a predicted model, not a curated record. Gene Ontology annotation, cellular component: nucleus.